AUGUGUUGAAUGAUUCGACAAGUCUAACGCAAAGGUACAGACCUGGAAAUCAUCGGCCGAAACCUUACGGAUGAGCGGGAGUGGAAACAACAUCGAAAUUUGCCAACUUUGUCAUUUCCGUCACAACUGGACAGCCUGCGGUAAUUUGGGCAUAUCUCCAUCGUUUCUUCACGGAAUUGCAAACCGUUUGAUUCUGUGGAUUCCUAAGAUGUAAGGCUAUAACUUUCGUGAAGAAACCAUGUUAAAAUAAUGAGUUUAAAGUGGUCAAAUAUAGCUCACAAGUGGACUCAUAGUUGCUGCCAGGAUUUUGGAUGUUCCGACGAACAACGAUUCCGACGAUUAUCUCAUUAACUUCAAUAUUCUAACGCCGAACCUUCUCUACGAUACCUUCCGGAUGUUCCUAAUAAGUGUUAGAGAGUUUAUGGUAAGUUCUUGGAAUGAAAUAAUAUGAAUUUGGUGAAGAAAAACAUGCCAACCCGAGGAGCUCGCCACCACUGGCGCAGUCCCGGUAUUUUGGCCAUAUCUUCUUCGUUACUUAACGAAAUCGCGAGCCGUUUGUUGAGCUGGAUUCGUAUCGUUCGGGGCUACAACUUUGGUUCAAGAAGUUCAGUUUUUCUAAAAUCGGUUGAGAUUUCUGAAGAUAAGAACACUGGAAUGUUUUUAAGUCAUUUGUCCUCUAAAGUCAUUGAUAUGGUAGGACCUCAACACGUUGUUCAAUUCAUCACGGAUAAUGGUUCAAACUUUGUUUCUGCUGGGAAUAUGAUUGUGCAAAAGUAUUCUAUGAUUUGCUACAACAGGUGUGCAGCACAUGAGAUUCAAUUGCUUUUUAAAGAUAUAUAUGACCAAGUUCCCUGGGUUCAAAGUGUUGUUGAUAAUGCUAAAUCUAUUGAGGCAUAUAUGUAUCGCCAUACUAUUAUUACUGCUUUGAUGAGAAAAGUUACAAAUGGACGCGAAUUGAAAAAGCCAUGUGCAACUAGAUUCGCUUCUAAUUUUCUUGUGGUGCAGUCUUCGCUUGGUCUUGAGAAUGAAUUACGUUUGUUUGUGGCAUCUCCAGAAUGGAGAGAUUUGUCCUAUUCUAAGUCACGAGAGGCUAUUAGUGUGACUGGACUCAUCCAAAGUGAUGCCUUUUGGUCUGAAGCAAAAGAAUUGAUACAAGCUUUAGAACCACUAGUUCGUGUUCUUCGCUUAGUUGAUGGUGAAAGUUCUACUUCUGGAUAUUUAUACCAAGCAAUGGAGUUGGCCAAGGAUGAGCUCAAGAAAAGGGUUGAAAAAAGUAGUGACAAAUAUGAGAAAAUGUUGUCAUUAUUUGAUACGAGAAGGAAAGAUAAUAUCAUUGAUCCUAUUCAUGCAUUUAUCGCUACUCUCGACCCAUUAUUCCUUAGUAACACAAACUUUAAGCAAACUGUGGAGAUGAAAAAAGGUAUGUUUUCUUUGCUUGAAAAAGUUAUACAGCCUGUUGACAGGAAGGAGUUUAUAAAGCAAUAUCGAGAUUAUACUAUGAAGCCUUCCUCUCUAUUCAAUGAUGCCACAUACAACAUGAUGACGGCAUAUCAUCCUCGUAUUUGGUGGGAAUUUUGUGGUGACUCUCAACCAGUACUUCAAAAAUAUGCCAUUCGUCUUUUGAGUCAGCCUUGUAGUUCAUCUGCAUGUGAGUGUAACUGGAGUGCCUUUGAAGUUGCUCAAACAAAGAAAAGGAAUCGACUCACCCCAGGCAUGCUAGGUCUUCUUGUGUACUGUAGGAUGAAUACACUCAUGAUGCAAAAUGCUGAGGAAAAGAUGAUUAAAGAUUCCAAUCUAAUUGAUUUGAGCAAGUUGAGAGAAUGGCCUGAUUAUGGAGAGGUAGAGUCAUACUCUCAUAUUCUUAAUGGUAAUGAAAACAAUGAGGCUUGUGAGAAUUCAAUGGAAGAUCCUAACAUUGACAAUGGUAUGGAUGAUGCUGGACUUCCAGAAUUUUGUGAGACUUAUGUCAAUGAUGAUGAUGAUGAUGAUGUUUUUGCUGAUUUUGGUAUUUUAGAAUAAUUUUGUAGUUGCUCUAGAUUUUCUAUCCUACUUUUCAUUUUGAACAUUUGUUGGAUUAAGACUUUAUUUUUUAUUGACAUAAAGAUUGUAUGCUCGCACUUUACUGUUUUGG
This is a messenger RNA of Cuscuta campestris, 2131 nucleotides long. The record is from the annotation of a GenBank genome assembly. NCBI's taxonomy places the organism in Eukaryota, Viridiplantae, Streptophyta, Magnoliopsida, Solanales, Convolvulaceae.